AUGAAUCAAGACAAGUCAUCCCAGGUCACCAAUGGUACCCUUCCCAAGAGUGUGAAGGUCCGAACGACUUGCAAUGCUUGCCAGCAGGCCAAGAUCCGAUGCAGUCAUGAGAAACCGUCCUGUUUGAGAUGUCAAAAGCAUAACUACAGCUGUAUCUACAGCAUUUCCAGACGAUUGGGAAGGCCUGCCAAGAAGAAAGAUAUGACAACAAAUGACGGCUCGUUCGACAUGAAUCAAAAGCAUCCACGAGGCGUUUUGGACAAGAGAUUCCGUGGCUACCCCAAGAAAACCACAAAGAAAGUGGUAGCAGAGCCGGUGUAUGAGCUCAGUCGGGGUUUGACAAACUAUAAGGAUGUCGAUGAGGACACACCGCUUGAGAGCAAUCUCAGCGACAACCUCAAGAGUGUGAUUACUGAGGAUGCAAGUCUACAUCAAGACUGCUUCAUGGAUCCCAAUAGUAUGAAACCCCCUUUGAAACAAGUUCCCGACGGCGGCGACCUAUCUCCCGACAACUGGUUGCAGGAAUUCAUGUCUAAUCCUGUCGCUGAUUCAGUGCAGGAACGUGAUCUGUUAGACUCCUUGAGCCUUGGUACCACGAAGGUCGAGAGUGUUGUCAAUGACAGGAGCCCGUCUCGAAGUUUUCUUAGUGCUGAAUCUCAGGAUCAAGCCCCCGAUUGCUACAAUUUUGGCUCGAGCAAUUUCCCCAGCCACAGCCAAUGUCCUGUCGAUGGCGGCAAUGGGCUUUCGGAGGGUCGGACGCCUGAUGAAGCCUUGAAGACGGAUACUUUCGUUUGGCUACAGCCGGCCACGACUCCAAUGGAAAACCUCCCUGCUCGAGCACCCAAACAUAACAGCGCUCACAACUACGUGCCUGAACACUUCAAGCCAACCGCCACUAUGGAUACCUGCCAAUACCAGUGUCAAUGCCACGAGCCGAUUAUACGCGAGUUGAUCCAGGUCAACAACUUCGCUUCCCGUGCAGGACCUGCAGCUACUAUUGACUCGAUCUUAAACUGCCAACGCGUGCUACAGCAACUUUCGCACACCAUUCUUCAAUGCAAUAUAUGCACUCGUACUUGGAUCAACCUUCUCAUGAUGGUUGUUGUCAGCAUUGAUAGUCUAGUCACCGCGCUUGACGCCAUCCUAUCGCUCGACAGCGGUCUGGCAGAGCAAUUGUUCGCCGGGUAUCCCGGACCACUCCCUGCAGGUACCAGACCCGACAACGUCGCCAGCGCCAACUUCGCCAACGCAAACUAUAGACGCUGCCGGGCAAAUAGUCUCUAUCUGAAGACCCACGUGGAUGCUUGCCCAUUGGUGAUCGGAGGGUUUUGUGUCCCAUUCGAGGACAAAUUCCUUUUCAUCACACAAAUGCUGUACAUCCGACUAUCGGAGUUGCAGAUGACUGUGCGUCGUAUUCGAUUAUGCACGCAGGAGUUUCUGGCUGUUCCUGCAGCUCGGGGCAGGCUGGGGAUGAUAAUGGAGACCGAUCAGAGCUGUUCAUGUUCGAUCCGCCUGCUGCAGAUCAUGACCGAAUGUCAAGACCUGCAGCCGGUCAUCGAGCUCGCCACUAUCCUGGACCUCGUCCACCGGGUCGUCACCCACGGCAAAGCAAUGGUGAAAUGCAAAAGCUGCCGCAGCAACCCGCAGACGUCCUUUGCGAUGCUGCCCGCACUGGCGAAACAGUGCUUGACGCUCCUCGAGGCUGGCGGCCUAGCCUACAGCAUCACGAGUACCAACGCGCUCCUGAAUUCCACAAUGCUCGCGUUUGAGCAGCCGCUGUCGCAGUAUAUCUGUUUGCGCAGCCCAUCCCAGCUGGGGCGCAUGGAACUCGAUGAGAAGGAGACCACGCUGCUGCCGGCCGUGCCAGCGGGACACGCCGUACUGCACCCGUGUGAAGCGGGGGUGGAGAGCGCUCUGCGGCGCUUCGCUGUGUUUGUUGAUCAAAUCAAGUUUGAGGCAGGUAAGUCCUUGCGUUGGGGGUGGAAGGAUCUCUAA
Messenger RNA from Aspergillus saccharolyticus JOP 1030-1, 1995 nucleotides. Its product is annotated as Zn(II)2Cys6 transcription factor domain-containing protein. The record is from RefSeq and is a predicted model, not a curated record. NCBI's taxonomy places the organism in Eukaryota, Fungi, Ascomycota, Eurotiomycetes, Eurotiales, Aspergillaceae. The coding region runs from base 1 to 1995 and encodes 664 amino acids. Gene Ontology annotation, biological process: regulation of DNA-templated transcription. Gene Ontology annotation, molecular function: zinc ion binding; DNA-binding transcription factor activity, RNA polymerase II-specific. The transcript has 4 exons.